This is a messenger RNA of Medioppia subpectinata, 864 nucleotides long. The record is from the annotation of a GenBank genome assembly. NCBI's taxonomy places the organism in Eukaryota, Metazoa, Arthropoda, Arachnida, Sarcoptiformes, Oppiidae.
AAACAUAUCAUACAUUCAGUGACCAAAUGCCGACUCUUCCGCCGCUUUUGGAUCUAUAUAUUGAUGUCUAUAAUAAUACUAAUCAUUCAAUUAAUAUUAAGCAUCACUUUCUACUCGUCUAACAAUUCAAGCAUUGAAUCCCAAAUACAAACUAAAUUCAUCUUAUUUGCCAAACAUAAACAAUUUAGUGAAAGAGUGGACCAAUCAGUCAGCGAUUAUGAUAACAAUAUCUCAUUUAGCAAUUCAAUUGACUCCAAGUCAAGAGAUUUUACGCCAAACGACUACUUAAAGUUUCCUCAAGACCUGAAUGGGUUUAAGUCACAAACGUCUUGCAAUAUAAGCGCCAAAAGCGGUAAAUACGGCAUUUCGGCGGUCGAGAGAGCGGUCACCAAACUAUGCAAACAACAAUUGGCUGAAAUCACAUGCCUUACACUUACCGCUCAACUCUACCCGCAAUCACUUCCCCGCUAUUGUCCGCUCAAAGACGGCAAUUUUGGUGAUUAUGUGGGCUGUUAUUGGGAUAAGGAUAGGCCCCGACUAUUAACGGGAUAUCGGACCAAAUUCACAGACAAUAGUCCCGUUAAAUGUCUGAAUGUAUGCCUUCAGUCGGGCUUUAGUUACGCCGGUUUAGAGUUCAGUAAUGAAUGCUUUUGCGGUCACGAACUGUCGGCCGGACGGCACCAACUGUUGGCCAAUCACUGCAAUAUGUCGUGUUCGGGUGACCACAACCUCUCAUGCGGUGGCUAUUAUGCCAUUGAUGUCUACAAAACUGGACUUCAAUACCGACCGAAAGUGAUGCCGAGUUUGGAUAUCGAUUCAGUCAAUCAAAACGAUGUGAAAAUAUUUAUCAUUGAUUACUAUUAG